This is a messenger RNA of Hippopotamus amphibius kiboko, 996 nucleotides long. RefSeq names its product EBP like (gene EBPL). Gene Ontology annotation, cellular component: endoplasmic reticulum; membrane. Bases 65 to 685 code for a protein of 206 amino acids. Gene Ontology annotation, molecular function: cholestenol delta-isomerase activity. Gene Ontology annotation, biological process: sterol metabolic process. The transcript is spliced from 4 exons. Lineage: Eukaryota; Metazoa; Chordata; Mammalia; Artiodactyla; Hippopotamidae. The record is from RefSeq and is a predicted model, not a curated record.
UGCGUGCCGAGCGAUCCGCGCUCUCUGUGCCCGCUGUCGGCGUCGGGAGCCGGAGGCGGGAAGCAUGCGCGCCGGCUGGGAGGUGGGCCCCGCGGCGGGCGGCUCGCUGCUGAUGUGCGCCGCGCUGCUGGCCGUGGGCUGCGCGCUGGGCCUGCGCCUGGGCCGCGGGCGGGGGGCGGCGGACCGUGGGGCGCUUGCCUGGCUCUGCUUCGACGCCCUGGUGCACUGCGCGCUGGAAGGCCCUUAUGUCUACUUGUCUUUGGUAGGAAACAUCACAGAUUCUGAUGCCUUGAUUGCGUCAUUGUGGAAAGAAUAUGGCAAAGCUGAUGCAAGGUGGCUUUAUUUUGAUCCAGCCAUUGUGUCUGUGGAAAUUCUGACUGUCGUCCUGGGUGGGUGUCUGGCAUUGGUUCUCAUUUAUGCCAUCGUCAAAGAGAAACAUUAUCGGCAUUUCAUACAGAUUACCCUGUGCGUCUGUGAAUUGUAUGGCGGGUGGAUGACCUUCUGCCCAGACUGGCUUCUGGGAAGCCCCAACCUCAACACCAACAAUUGGCUCUACUUUUGGGUCUAUUUGGUAUUUUUCAAUGGUGUUUGGGUUCUGAUCCCAGGACUGUUACUGUGGCAGUCAUGGGUAGAACUCAAGAAGAUGUAUCACGAAGGAUCCAGUUCAGGCAAAAAGUUUCAGUGAAUUUUCAAAAUCAUUAACACUAUCAGCUUACUUUUUGAGCCAGAAUGAAUCAAACCUUUUUGUUGGGCCAAAAUGUAAUACGUUGCAGUCUACACUUUUAUAUUGUCGUUGUUGAACCCCCUUAUUGAUUUCAAUGGAAUCCGUUUCAAAUGGACUGUAAGGUUGACAAGUUUUUGCUGUUGUUUUUUCCAGGUAAAUGGCAGUACAGGGAACAGAGACUAAAUUUUAACUUGUAAUAAUAACACAUUUAAUUAUACACUUUUAUGGCUAGCAUUAAUUGUUCUGCAUUAAUAAAGCCAAUUAUCAUGAAA